AUCGAGUGAGUACGGAUGUGUAUGCGCGCGUGUGUGUGUGUGGUGCAUUUGUAUGAAGUGGCCUGACACCAGUAGCAGUAGAGUAAGGUUGUUUUUUUUUUUACCUGUGAAUAUGAAAGAGGUAAGAGGUUUCAGUGACAAGUGGGGGAGGACAGUUUAGAAGUUUACGACAAGCGACUUGCCCUGAGCGAGGUUUGGACAGGAAAGAAAAAGCUACGACAAUCAUUUUGUUUUCGUUAAAAAAGAGAAAAAAGAACCUUAUAGAGAUACAGAUGUCCAUGUAUCUCUCUCAGAUGCAACAGAGUUAUGAGAAACACUUCAGACCUACCUGGAAUACACAGCCGAAGUCAAUAUGUGCAGUGAUAAUGACUCGAGUGAAAAUUACGAUGAUUUCUUGGAUUGUUGUUGUUGUUGUUGUUGUUGAUGUUGCUGGUGUUGCUUUUUUCGAUUUAUUUUAACCUGUUGAGUGUAGCUAGGUAAUUUUGUUGCUUCACCCCCCCCCCCCACUCACGCACAUAGAAACACACACGAGCACACACGUGCUGAUAUGCACACACACAGAUAACCACAAACUCACACACACGUACGUACGUACAUACAUACAUACAUACAUACAUACAUAGAAAUACUGCUCGAUCGAUCGGUGGUGAUCUAGGGUCGUACAACAUAGAAAUACACACACACAUAAACACACUUAGAAACACGCACCGACACAAAUAUAAACACGUUCACACUCGCAUAUAUACACAGACAUAUAAGUUUACAUACACACAAACACACACACACACACACACACACACACACACACACACAUACACACACUCACACACACGCACACAUACACACAGAUGCAAUAUGAGCUGCACCAUGUCGACAUCGGCGCCAGGGACAAACUCGACUAGAAACGGAUUGUGUAACCCGGUUCGUUCCCGGAGUCGAUCGCUGAACGAUCUGCCGGGCGGUUUGAAAGUUCCUCUAUUGAAAAGACCUGAACGUUUAAAACCAAGGAUCCAGGCUGUCCUGGCCGGCCUGGACGAACUCAGGUUACUGAAGGAUCAACACAAAAGCUUGGUGGAUGAGGCCAAAUAUGGAGACAUUUCUAAUACCAUUAACAGUGACAGCAUGCAAGACUUGUUUACGCAACAAGCUAAAGAAUGGUUGUCCAACUGCCGCACUCGUCUGUCUGUGACGAACUUAGAGAAAAUUUGUGAGGAAUCCGUGAAAGAUGAGAACAGUAGGUCAAAUGUCGAACGCAACCCAUCUUGGAAAAACAAUAACAAUCAAACGAAUUAUCGACGUCAAACAAAACGUCCAGUUAGUGUUUCCGGUUAUCCUGGACUAGAGCAUUAUGGGAGAUCUGAUGCUUUCCGAUAUGAUUUAGGGUGUGUGUCGAACAGAUUGGUAGAAUGGACCAAUCCUUUGGAGAAUAUCCACAGCGAAUUAGAGACCUUCUCCACCAUGCGCAGAGCUAGUUUUCAAUGUCAUGCUGUACUUACGAAGCGAAAAGGAGAAAUGUCACCUUUAACAGCCAGCAGGGAGUACCCGAGUCCCAUGCAUGCUGUUUUACGUCAGUAUCACUCGAAAAUUGAUGAGGACGAUAAAAUACUCAACGCAGGUAGUGAUAGCCAGAGAAAUGUAAGCAGUACGAAGACAAAAAACCAGAUUUGCAACUGUCUUGGGGUCUCUAAAGACGUCAAAAUUAACAGGCGAGGUUCAUUUACUGUAGGUAUGAACUACAAUAAGGAUUUUCGAGUUUCUCAGUUCGAUCCUUUACUUAGGCGAGCCAGCAGUUCUGAUAUCAAGAAGGUCAGCCGUAGAAGUUUCGAUUUUUCGCUGUGUCAAUUCAAGCAGACGUCAGAAGAACCAAGAAAAAUGGGGCAAAAAGCAAGUGAUAACCACACACACAAAUAUACAGAAUAUCGACCGCAAAAUGACGUUGAUGGGAGUCAGAGACACGUUGAUAAGCAGUCUGGAAGCCGUGGUUUAAAUAAAAAACAGGACCACUCGUCCAAUUCUAAGGAAAACUCUAAACCAACACAGAACUUUUCACGAAGUUCAAAAACUGAAGAACAGAAAAAAAAUAACGUUCAACUGGAGAGCUCCGUUUGUCGAAACACAGUAAACCUUGACAAAAAUAGCAUGUCAGAAUGUAAUAGAAAGAGGGACACGAAGAGCGACAGCAAUACAGAACGCUAUUCUGAGGAAUUCAGAAAGAAAAAUAAUUUAAAGAACGAGAAUAACAGAAUACCUACAAAACACAAUUCUCAAACGGAGAAUGACAGUAAUAGAAGCUUCCAUAUUGCUAAGGGAGAUAAUCUCAGUUUCACUUCCGAUGAGGGUUACGGAGCAUCAGUUGCCAGCACGCCCAGAGAACGACGACAGUUGAGUAUACAUUCGGACACCAGUUGGAUCUCAGCCGAUACGCAUGACAACAGAUCAUGUGACUUCAAUUGUGAGAACAAAGGCAACGAUACAAAUCUCAUUGUAAAUCCAAAUAAAAGUUCGAGACAUGUUUAUAAAAGUGGAGUGAAUGUGUCCACAAAUAAUUGGAAUUUAAAGGGCACAACACCCUUUCAAUCAAAGGUAUUACCAUUCAAACAGACUUCUUUGUGAUUUGGUACUCAGUUGUCAGUGCAUAUUGUUGCCAAUUUUGCACAAACUCACACGCGUGCGCACGCACACGCACACAUACAUACACAUACGUAUGUUUUUGCGUAUAUAUUGGCUGUAUAUACACACACAAAAAACACACACACACGCAUAUAUACACACUCUAUGCAUAUAUAUAUAUAUAUAUACAUACAGUGACACAUGCAUAUGCAUAUUCAUACAUAUACACACAGACUCACACACACGCACGCACACACACACACACACACACACCUACACGCACACACGCACUCAUGUAUAUAUACAUGCAUUUUCUUUUGUCUUUCAUUGUUUUGUAUGGACCACGGGACUUUAAUAAAAAGGUUUUAUCAAAGUAAAUUUUUUAAAAGAAUCAAAA
Octopus bimaculoides (California two-spot octopus) is the source of this 3007-nucleotide messenger RNA. RefSeq lists its product as uncharacterized. Lineage: Eukaryota; Metazoa; Mollusca; Cephalopoda; Octopoda; Octopodidae. The record is from RefSeq and is a predicted model, not a curated record.